This is a messenger RNA of Malus domestica (apple), 1631 nucleotides long. RefSeq names its product 1-aminocyclopropane-1-carboxylate oxidase homolog 1-like. NCBI's taxonomy places the organism in Eukaryota, Viridiplantae, Streptophyta, Magnoliopsida, Rosales, Rosaceae. The record is from RefSeq and is a predicted model, not a curated record.
AGACACCAACCACUUAGUGAAAUUGGUGACGAGAAUAUCUCUCAUUUUCUUUGGCCAUUUCUUAAACCCAAAAACGAUUUUAAAAUUGGUAGGCAUCUCUUUGCUUCUUUUAUUUCUUUCAAAUGGCCUCCUCAUAAAUCUAGUUUUAGUUGCAUCUUGCAGAGUCAGAAAUACUUCAGCGACAUCAUUUUUCGCAGCGAAGAUGGAAGACGAAUCCUCGUAUUACGACAGAACCAAGGAAGUGAAAGAGUUUGAUGAAACGAAAGCCGGAGUUAAGGGCCUUGUGGACUCAGGGAUCACAAAAGUCCCCAAGUUCCUCAUUCAUCCACCACAUAGCCUUUCAAAUUCAGAAACAACAAAUGUAGACUUCAAGGUUCCUGUCAUAGACUUUUACGGCUUUGAUCAAGAUUUCCGGCGAGCGCAGAUUGUGAAGGAGAUUUGUGAAGCAUCCGAAACGUGGGGGUUCUUUCAAAUGGUUAAUCAUGGAGUUCCAGAGAGAGUGAUUGAGAAUAUGUUGGAAGGGAUUCGAGGGUUUCAUGAGCAGCCGAAGGAGUUGAAGAUGGAGUGGUAUUCUCGUGACUCGAAACAUAGAGUGAGAUACUACUGCAAUGGAGAUCUGUUGGUGUCGAAAACAGCGAAUUGGAGAGACACGAUAGGGUUUGAUUUCCAGGACGGUCCAUUGGACCCCGAGACAUUUCCCUUCGUUUGCAGAGAGGCAGUGCAGGAGUACAUCGAUCACUUAAAGAACUUGAGGGAGAUGCUAUCAGGUUUGUUGUCCGAGGCCUUGGGGCUCAGCACUGACUACCUGGAAAACAUAGAGUGCAUGGAGACUGAAAAUCUGGUGUGCCAUUACUACCCGAGCUGUCCAGAACCGGAGCUGACCCUUGGCACAACCAAGCAUUCGGAUCCUUCCUCUUUAACUGUACUCUUGCAGGAUAAUCUCGGCGGCCUGCAAGUCCUCCAUCAAGGUCACUGGGUUGAUGUUCCUCCAACUCCUGGAGCUCUUGUGGCGAAUGUCGGUGAUCUUAUGCAACUUAUCACCAAUGACAAGUUCAGAAGCGUCGAGCAUAGAGUACUGGCUAGAAGAGUGGGGCCCAGGAUCUCAGCUGCAUGUUUUUUCUAUCCAAGUGCUACGCAAAGAUUCAAACCCUAUGGCCCCAUCAAGGAGUUUCUAUCGGACAACCUACCGAUAUACAGGGAAACACACUUUGGGGAGUAUCUUGCUUAUUACAGAUCAAAGGGGUUAGAUGGUAAUUCUGCCCUUUCUCAUUUUAAAUUAGCCUAAUUCAAAUAGGAAAUUGUUAUUAACACUCCAAAAAUACACUCAUCACAAGUGUGUGUAUAUAUUUUUAAUCAUAGAUAGUUUGGAGUGCAAAUUGAGAUUUUUAUUCACUUUAGUCCCUAUGAUUACAGUUUUAAGGAGUUUAUCUUUAUGGGUUUCUAGCAUUUUUUGGUGUGGUCUAAAUCUAUCUAGCAUUUUUAGUUUGAACCACAUUAUUGCUAGUCCAUUAUAAGGCUAAGCUCACUUCCCCCUAAUUUCCUUAGUAUAAAUAAUAUCGUAUGUUAAAAAAAUCUAUAUUUUUCAUUAUGUUGAUUGACAGAAGAGUGAAUCUUUAGUCAACCCCAAUCUU